This is a messenger RNA of Lytechinus variegatus (green sea urchin), 5463 nucleotides long. Its product is annotated as ubiquitin carboxyl-terminal hydrolase 16-like. Gene Ontology annotation, cellular component: cytosol; nucleus. The record is from RefSeq and is a predicted model, not a curated record. Gene Ontology annotation, molecular function: cysteine-type deubiquitinase activity; zinc ion binding; cysteine-type endopeptidase activity. NCBI's taxonomy places the organism in Eukaryota, Metazoa, Echinodermata, Echinoidea, Temnopleuroida, Toxopneustidae. Gene Ontology annotation, biological process: protein deubiquitination. The coding region runs from base 191 to 3568 and encodes 1125 amino acids. The transcript has 19 exons.
GAUGGUACAACUUCCGAGAGGUCGUUCGGGGUUGUUUUAUUAUACCGUGAUUUUCGUGAAGUCUUGGUUUUAUAUGACUGGAUUAAUGUUGUUCUAGAAAUCUAAAUGAUUAUAUCCCUAUCUUGAGCUGUUGAUAUUGUAUGCAAAAGGGUAUUUUUAAUUUGGUGAUGUGACAUUGGAUUUUGUCUCAAUGCGAGUGAAGGAAGGAGCAACUGGACCUGCCGAUAUGGGUAAGAAGAGAAACAGAACCAAGCAAACAGACUAUCAUAAUACAUCAGAUGAAGAAACCGUUAAAGGUAAAGAAUGUACCCAUCUUGAGAAGUCUGUCAGCUUGACUGGUGUGAAGAAGGGUCUCAAGAAUUAUGGCUUUGGACAGUGCACAUCAUGUACUAGUGAUAAAGGAAGUGGAAGCAGUGGUAAGAAAAGCAGUCCUGUUGAUGAAGUAGAUGGUGAUGUCUUUGAGCCGGUCAUAUGGCUUUGUCUAGCAUGUGGAAGUCAGGGAUGUUGUCGUAAUAGUCCAGCCCAGCACGCCUUGAAACAUUUUGAGACACCUAGGACAGGUUCACAUUCUGUAGCUGUCUGCUUGGCUAAUUGGAAUGUGUGGUGUUACAAGUGUGACGAUGCAAUCAGCCCAUCAGAGAGCAAGAAACUAGGAGAGUGUAUGGAUUGGAUUAAGAAACAGGCAUUUCAACAAAAACCUGCUGAAAAAUCAGCCAGUAAAAAGAAGAGCAAAGAAGCAGAUGUUGAUGAGAGUCAUGUCAGAACAUCGUCGUCUCCAAUACGAUCACCACUACUUACAAGGGAGGGAUCACUACCUAAAGUUAGGGGGCUAAACAACCUUGGCAAUACCUGUUUCUUCAAUGCUGUAAUGCAGAACCUGACUCAAACCCAUGUCUUGAGGGAUCUUCUUCAUGAGAAAUGGUCGUCAGGUAAACAGCUUGUUGUUCCCACGGAUACACAUCUUUCUGUCUCCACCAAUCAAAAUGGAAUCGGCAAAGACUCUGAGAAAGAGCCAUUGGUACCAAUCACCAUCACAGUAGCUCCCCUACAGCCCUUGACAUCAUCAUUGAUUGAAUUCCUAGAUGAAAUGCAGAAACCAACCAAGUCAACAUCAAUCAAUCCAAGAGCUCUCUUCAAUCAAGUUUGCAAUAAAGCAUCAAGGUUUAAAGGUUACCAACAACAGGAUAGUCAUGAACUAUUGAGAUAUCUAUUAGAUGGAAUGAAAGCUGAAGAGAUCAAGCGUAUGCAACAAGGUUUGACGUCAACUUUUGAUGUAAAGAAGGCCAAGGUGAAGAACCUAGAUGAGGCAACUAAGAAAAAAAUAAAAGAGUAUGGUAAUCACAGCAAACAUACAUUUGUUGAUACAGUGUUUGGAGGUCAUCUGAUCAGCUCAGUCAAAUGCAACGAAUGUCUUAAUAUCUCAGAAAUCCUUGAACCAUUCCUAGACCUGUCUUUGCCAAUCACUGAAGCCAAGGGCAGCAAAAGAAACCUGUCAAGUAGUAAAAGCCUUGAUAGACCAUCAAUGAAUGACCAGCAGAUGUCACACGAUGGCGACAAACAGACCUUGGCUGCUACAGCUGCAGCAGCAUCAGUACCAGAGGAAACAAAACUCAGUAAACAUCAGAUGAAUAAACAAAAGGAGAAGGCCAAGAAAGAAGCAAGAAGGAAAACAAAGAAAAACAGGACUCUUUCCCAAUCCGAGGAUCCCAUAGAUGAAAAGAAAGAUUCUCCCAUCCAGUCUGACAAUGAAGAAGAAGAAAGGAGAGAAGAAGGAGUCGGCUACCGAGAUCCUAACGAUGCCGACAGUGAGGCAUCGGUCCUUGAUCGUCUUAGUAAUGCUGGAAGCAGUAGGAGAUGCAGUGAACAGACUGCUGCAGGUGAUGUUGGUAUCGGUGGUCUGCCUAACAACCUUCCUGAAGUACCAUCAGAGAAGGAGAACGAGGAAGCUCAUGAGUCGCAGAAUGGUUUGGAUAAGGUCGGAAGCACAGAUCGGCUGUCUUUGAGCAGUAGAGCCAGCACGAGUAGCAGUUCAAGUAGACUUAGUCCGUUGCCCCAGGGUAAUUCUUUCAAGGCAUUGGGUGAUGAACUCUCUGCAACGACGGAUGAUGAUAAGAGAACUGGUAGCGAAGAGGGCAAGGUGGUUAAGGAGAGUGGAAAUGUCAAAAACAUUCGUAACAAGAUGGCAUCGUUGGGUUUACAGGAUUCAGAAAAGAGGACAGUUAAAGUAGAAGAAAGGUCCGACGAGAAAUGUGAGCAAAACAUAAAGGUUGAACCAAGUGUGAAUGAGAAUGGAAAGGAAGCGCCUAAAGUGAACGGCACUAUGGAUGAUUCUGAUGACAAGGCUGGUGAGAAUGGCAAGGAUAGUUCAGAUAUGCUGAAGAACAAGGAAGAGCCUCCGGUGCAGAACGGUGUGGAAUCUGAUGACCCUAAGAUUGAGAAGCUUCACGGUGGCAAUGAGAGAACUUUAAAUGGGCCCUCUGGAAUAGCACCCCUAGCUAAGAUUCAUGAACUAGGUGAAAGCCCUACCGAGUGUAAUCAUGUGGAUUCAAAGAAAAGUAAGAACACAUCUAAUGCCGCCACAAAAGAAGAGAGCUCAGCAUCUACAACUAACAAGAACAGUGGAUCUAAAAUGGGCAAGACAAAACCGCAUCCAAUCUCAACUCAAACUGUUGCCAAGCUUAAUGCAAUGAGUCCUCCCGUUUCACCUGUAUCACCCACAAGUCGAGCCCGCGUUGCUUCAACCCUUGCCCCCAGGUACCAGUCUAAGAACCAAGAAUGCUCUGUAAUGUCCUGCCUCAACCAGUUCACAGCUCCAGAGCUGCUCACAGGGACUAACAAGUUUGGAUGUGAGACCUGCACAAAAGCGCACAAAGUGGAAGGUAAAGAGAAGGUAAAGUACACUGAUGCAAGCAAACAGCUUCUGAUCCAUCAACCACCACCAAUCCUUACCCUACAUCUCAAAAGAUUUCAACAGGUUGGUUAUAAUCUUAGGAAGAUCACAAGGCACAUAGAGUUUCCUUCAAUCCUUGAUGUAGCUCCAUUCUGCAGCACAGCAUGCAAGAGAUAUGCAAACAGUGAGAACAGGGUUCUAUAUAGCCUUUAUGGUGUGGUUGAACAUAGCGGGAGACUGCAGUUUGGUCAUUAUACAGCCUUCGUGAAAGUAAGACAACCUAACCAGACAUUAACCCUUUACACGCUGGGAAUCCCAAGAACGUUAAAUCUUCUCAAUGAGACGUGUGAUCGACAAAGGACGGAGAGGAGCAACGAGGAGCGGCUCGCGAAGGAGAAGUUGCGGUCGUCUGGGAAGAAGCACGAGGAGGGCAGCGAUGGAGAGAACAUGGAGAAGAAGCCUGAAUCGCAGAAUAAAACGAGCAACUCGGUAAAUCACUUGGUUCCUGAGCGAAACCACAUACAAAGCGCGGUUUUGCCGUUUCAUGCCGGGCGUAACGUGAGUGUUCCGGUUGGCAAGUGGUACCAUAUCAGCGAUACACAUGUGACCGAAGUGAACGAGAGUAAGGUCUUGAAUGCCCAAGCUUACAUUCUGUUUUAUGAACGACUUGUUUCAUAGUAAAGCUUCUUCCAGGUUAUGUUUUUAAUGCUGACUCAUCUAUGUACAUUGUCUUUGUGUUUCAAAUACUUGUGUUUCUGGGGAGUGUUUCAUCAAACCUCUUGUCAGUUAUUUUCAUUGACUAAUAUGCUCUUUUAGCCAAUCAGAUGCAAGGAUUUCAGUAGCUUAUAACAAUUGUCAGUGAAAGUCACUGAAAAUUUGUUUAAUGAAAUGCUCUCCAGAUGUUUUGUUGAUACUAUUAAAAAAUCUUUACUUUUUGAAGAAGUUUUAAUCAUGUCAUCGAGGUACUUUUAAUGAAAUGACCUUUUGUAAAAGCAAUGAAAUUUACACUUUACACUAUCAACGAAAAACAAGAAACUUUGAUGAAUAUAAAGAAACAUCUACUUCGGUCAUUUCUAAUGAUUUUUUUUCUUCAAACUGCGGAAAAUAUAAUUUGCCUCUCAUCUAUUGAGAGAAUUGGAUGCUGUUAUAUGUCUUUAGUUGAUGGAAUUGAGUACAAAUCAACUUCAAAGAAAUAGAUCUAAGGAUGCUGUCAAAGCUUUGAAGAAUAUAACAUAGAUGAUGGGAUAUAUUCAACAAUUAUUUCAUGAUGUGCCAACAUUGAUAUUACUUGAGUACUCGAUUGCCAACAAAAUAUGCAUUUUAUUUUAUAGAAAAUCCCUGGGUCUUGCUUCCUCUCUAUCUGCUAUAAAAUACAUAAAGUGUCUUUUUUGAGUAUGUUAAUGUGCUGCUCCAUGUGAAUCAGUGACCAGUAGCAUUAUAUAUCUAUUUUAUUCUUGUAUGUUGUUUGAAGAGAAAAGGGUAUUUGUGAAAAUGAAUCUAUGUUGAAUGUAAAUACAUGUAUGUAUGUAUACUGCAGCUGAGUUUGUUAUGAAUAUGAGUUCUGAUAUUUGUUUCUGAUUUUCUUGAUGAUACCUCUGGAAUCCUUUUAUUUUUUUGUCUGAACACUUUCAAUAUGAACUACAUGUACAGUGGAUCAUUCGUACGGGGGCUUCAAAACAACCUAAAAGUGAGAUCAUAGAUUUUUUUUCUAGUGAAUGAAUUUAAUACAGACCUCUCUCUCUGAUACUCUUCAUUCUUCUUCCCUUUUUAAAUUUUUAACUCUUUUGUCCACUUUCCUUUUCUCCAUUAUUUGAAAAAUAUCAAGCUAUUGAAGAUUCCACAUCACAUGAUUAUUAUGCAAUAGCUUCUACUUAUUACAAGCAAUGCAUUUUAUCUUCCCUGUGAAAAUUCUUGGGGUCUUCUUUUUUUUUCCCUUCUUUUUUGGUUACGUAUAUAUAUUUAUAUAUAACCUCAAGGAGCUUCAAAGUAAUGAAAGUUUUGAAGCUUCCCAAUAUCUAUCAUUUGAUUUUAAUGGUAAAUGUAGAUGUAGAUGCAAGAAAGAAGAUGUUUCAAUUUUUUAUUCAGAAAUUUUCAACUCGUGGAUAUCUUAUGUGUGCCUCCUGUUCUUAACAGCAUACAUGAACUGAGAUAAUAGAGGACAAUCAAAAUUCUAUUAGUUCUAUAAGUAUGUAACAGCAUAAAUAUUAUGUAUAUGUAAGAAAAUGCAGUCAAAUGGUAUUCGAAAGGUUUGUAGAUAUUAAUGGAUUAUUAAUGUAUACACAAUGGACUAUUGUACAAUGCGGGAAGUAGAGGUAGUGGACAAGGUCUCAUACAUGUAGAAUACAUUCUGACAUCUCAUAUUCCUACCCAAUUCUUCAUCUUACCUUUCUCACAGAUUUCCCAUUUUUCUCUUUGUGUAAGUCUCGUGUAAAAUAUGCAUUAUAUUUCUUUUUCCCUUUUUGUUUCUCCCCUCUUGAGUGUUGCUCUUUUUUAUAACAAUUGAAGUAAUCAGGUCAUUCAUCUUACAGCCUUCAUAGUUCAAAAGGCAUGAUAGCUCAGUCGGUAGAGAGGGG